Amphibalanus amphitrite is the source of this 1120-nucleotide messenger RNA. RefSeq names its product cyclin-dependent kinase inhibitor 1C-like. The record is from RefSeq and is a predicted model, not a curated record. The transcript is spliced from 2 exons. Bases 62 to 745 code for a protein of 227 amino acids. Lineage: Eukaryota; Metazoa; Arthropoda; Thecostraca; Balanomorpha; Balanidae.
UGUGCCCCGCACGUGCGCCAGUUGCUGACGAGAGGUCGACCGGGUCGGGUGUGGCGACAGGAUGUGCGGAACGUCAAACUUGUUCGUGGUGGCCGCUGUGCCGAUGGCGCCUGAGGUCGGCAUCAGUGAGGACAGAGCACCGUUCUGGCUCAACAGAAUCUUCGGUUCCGGGAGGAAGAGAAAGACAUCGACCUCCAGAGAUAUCGGUACUUCCAUCACGGAGGAGCAACUGCUGCUGGAGUCUCCUCCUUCGUCGCCCGGCUCUCCGGGCUGGGGCGGCCGGAUGAGCCGUCUACCGGACUUGGUAACCAGUUGUGACCUGAGGUCACCGGGCCCCAGCGGCACUGUGUUCGUCUUCCCCGAGACCCCGGCUCCGGCUCCGGCCCUUCCUGCGGCUCCGGCUCCCAUGCCCGCCGCGCCGCCGUCUCCGGAGCUGCUGGAGCGUCUGGCCUGGCCGGUGCCGGCCUCUCCGCGUCUGCCGGCUUCACCGAGAGCACCGGGAGGCGCCAACGACCUCCCCGCCGCCGCUGCCGCCGCCGCCGCCGCUGUCGAUGAAGACAUCGCCGUCGACGACUCUGUCGCCGACGUGGGCCGAUCUCUGCGCCACUGCGCCGACAACCUGAGCCUGUCGCUGCUGGAGGCCGGGCCGAACUCGCCGCUGCUGCCCUGCUCGGUGGAAAUGGCAGCCGUCUGCGGCAUCGCCUGCAUCGCGGCCGGCUGCGUCUGCUACAAGCUGUGCAAGUAGCCGUCGAAGCUGCCGAAACUGCCGAAGCUGCUCGUCGCCGGCAGCUGCGGUGGACGGCAAACUCGUGUGUGAUCUCAAAUGGAGCCCUCCGGCUGGGGCCGGGGGCCGAGAGAUGUCCCGCGGACUUGUGUUAAUACGGUGUCCAGUUCGAAGGGCAUCUCGAUAUAUAAAACUGAUGGUCUCAUCGUCGCCAAAUCGCCGGGGAAGCGCCGCGCGAGGGUCCGAGACUCGCCGUAGAUUAUAGUGGACGCCCGCGGGCGGGUGUCGGGCCAAUUGUCUCCGUUGCCCAAGUGUCUUUCGGCAGCGCGAAUGUCGGUAGUGCCCUGUAUGUCUUUCAGCACGUGUUGGGUGUAAAUACACAUGUUUGUUAUCGAA